This is a messenger RNA of Mangifera indica (mango), 945 nucleotides long. RefSeq lists its product as uncharacterized. The coding region runs from base 1 to 945 and encodes 314 amino acids. NCBI's taxonomy places the organism in Eukaryota, Viridiplantae, Streptophyta, Magnoliopsida, Sapindales, Anacardiaceae. The transcript has 2 exons. The record is from RefSeq and is a predicted model, not a curated record.
AUGGGUGACUUCAAUGCGAUUAGAGGUCCGAAUGAGAAACUAGGAGGGGUGUCAUGGGGAGAUACGUAUUGUGAUGACUUAAAUAAGUGUUGUGGAGAGGCAAAUCUAGAUGAUCUUCGGUAUAUGGGAAAUCAGCUCACUUGGAGUAAUUGUAGUAAAGGGCAAAGGAGGAUAGCAUGUAAGUUGGAUAGAGCACUUGUGAACGAACAUUGGAAAGAUGUUUUUACGGAAUCUUUAGCCAUGUUUCUCAACCCUUCUAUUUCAGAUCAUUCCCCAUGUAUUGUGACUUGUGGGCGCUGUGAAAAGAGAAGGAAGGUCCCUUUUAAAUUCUACAACAUGUGGGCAAAUCAUAAAAGCUUCCUUAGUAUUGUGAAGGAGGUUUGGAAAGGGGACAUUGAAGGUAGCCCUAUGUUUAAUCUCAUCAACAAACUUAAAAGAUUAAAAGGUGAGUUAAGAAGGCUAAAUAGGGAUGGUUUUUGGAGAAUUUUAGAGAAGGUGGUAGAAGCAAAAGAUAAGCUAGAGGAUGUUCAGAAUAGGCUCCAAAGCAACCCUCAUGAUGAAGACUUAGCAAAGGAAGAAAAGGCUUGGUUGGAGAAUUACUCAAGACUUAGUGGAGCUGAAGAAUCCUUGGCUCACCAAAAAGCAAAGGAAUUUGUAAGCUGCUUCAAGAAGGUCCUCAACUCCACGGAUUCAUGCAAUUCUAAUAUUGAGGAAAUUCAAUGCCUGGUAACUUUCCGAAUGGAGUAUCAAGAUAAGGAGAACAUGAUUAAGGAUGUGGAGGAGGAUGAAAUCAAAACCAUUAUCUUUGCCAUGGACAACAACAAAGCUCCGGGCCAGAUGGAUAUGGUGCAUUCUUUUUUAAGGCAGCUUGGGAGAUUGUUAGAAGUGAUGUGGUUAAAGCUAUUAAGCAUUUCUUCUCCUUGGGUCAUCUACUUAAAGAGGUAA